Molecule: messenger RNA, 1068 nt
Organism: Notothenia coriiceps (black rockcod)
Lineage: Eukaryota; Metazoa; Chordata; Actinopteri; Perciformes; Nototheniidae
Product: lymphocyte-specific helicase-like
Exons: 4
Coding region: 585-1064 (159 amino acids)
Biological process (GO): DNA methylation-dependent constitutive heterochromatin formation; lymphocyte proliferation; pericentric heterochromatin formation
Cellular component (GO): nucleus; pericentric heterochromatin
Molecular function (GO): chromatin binding
Source: RefSeq, a predicted model, not a curated record
UUUCCGCGGUUCCGUUACGGCGUUGUGUGAACGAACCGUCCAUACGAUGGAGAACUGUAGCGGAUACCAGGGCCUUAGACAGCUCUUUAGUCUUGCCCAUGGUGGAGAGGUUGGAAUCUGAUUGAUUGAUUCUGUGGAUAGGUGUCUUUUUAUACAGGUAACAAGUUGAUAUUAGGAGUACUUUUUUAAAGGAAGAGGACUUAUGCAACCGAUCUGUGGGAGCCAGAAUUCUUGUCUAUAUCAAUAAUGAUCACACCAGUAUGAUUUUUAUAUUAAAACAUGUAGGGCUAUUCAUAAUGCCCAGGCCUACCCCCACCACUCCUAUGUAUGUAUCAAAUAUAAGAUUUAUAGAAUAUUUGCAUUAAACUUGAAUUAAUUUACAUCUGACAAUAACGAGAUAUUAUACACAGAUCUUCAAAUAACCAAACCUUUUCAAGGUGGCAUUUUCAAUUACCAUUUCCUUACAAUGUAGCUAGAGAAAAGUGAAAUGUGUACUUGCUGAAUACACAUUCUUGCACCAUUAUAGCCAGUGGUCGUACAAGGAAUUGAUUGAUGUGUGGCUCCAGGUUCUGAUUUUCAGUCAGAUGACGUCCAUCUUGGAUCUUUUGAUGGAUUACUGCUAUCUGCGGGGCUACCAGUACAGCCGGCUUGAUGGCAGCAUGUCCUUCUCUGAAAGAGAUGAAAAUAUGACCAAGUUCUCUAAAGAUCCAGAUGUAUUUCUGUUCCUGCUGAGCACCAGAGCGGGAGGACUUGGGAUCAACCUGACCGCUGCUGACACUGUUAUCAUCUUCGACAGUGACUGGAACCCUCAGGCUGACCUUCAGGCCCAGGACCGCUGCCACAGAAUCGGACAAACCAAACCAGUGGUGGUGUACCGGCUGGUGACGGCCAACACCAUCGACCAGAAGAUCCUGGAGAAGGCCUCAGCCAAGAGGAAGCUGGAGCAGAUGGUCAUCCACAAAAAUAAGUUCAAAGGUGCUAAGGCGGAGCUGAACCAGAGUAAGAGCUGCAUUGAUCUGGAUGAGCUGAGGGAGCUUCUCAGAGCCAGAGGCAUGGAGAAGUAAGACA